GGGGCCGCCGCGCGGCGGCGCAGCCAGUAGGGGCGCGGCCCUCUCCGCCGGCCUCUGCCUCCGCGCCGCUGGCGGGGCGGCCCUGGCGGGGCGCGGUGCGGCGAGACGAGGCGAGGCGAGUCCUUCCGUCGGGAGGCAGACAUGGCCAUGCCCAGUUCCCUUCUGUGGGCUGUUGACAUUUUUGGGAGGGUUUACACCCUGUCUACUGUUGGCCAGUACUGGGAGCUCUGUAAGGACACACAGCUGGAAUUCAAACGGGUCUCUGCCGUCAAACAGUGCUGCUGGGGGAUAGCCUGUGAUCAUCAAGUGUACACCUAUGUGUUCUCGGGUGACGUCCCUAUUAGAUACCAGGAAGAAACCUAUGAGAAUCAGCGCUGGAACCCAGUUGGUGGCUUUUGUGAGAAAUUACUGCCCAGCGACCGCUGGCAGUGGAGUGAUGUGAGCGGGCUAAAGCAUCAGCAGCUUGAUAGUUUCACACUGCCUUCACCACACUGGGAGUGGGAGUCUGACUGGUAUGUGGAUGAAAAUAUUGGAGGGGAACCAACAGAGAAAGGGGGCUGGACUUAUGCCAUAGACUUCCCCAGCACCUACACAAAGGAUAAGAAAUGGAAUUCUUGUGUCAGACGCAGGAGGUGGAUCAGAUACAGGAGAUACAAAUCACGGGACGUUUGGGCGAAGCUUGUAUCACAUGAUGAUCCGGACCAGCUGCCAGACCCUUUCAAUGACAUCUCCAUUGGAGGAUGGGAAAUCACUGAUGAGCCUCUUGGCCAUUUAUCAGUAUGGGUGGUUUCUUUACAAGGAAGGGUAUGGUACAGAGAAAAUGUCUGCCAUCACAAUCCAGAAGGUUCCAUGUGGUCCUUAAUCACCACUCCUGGUGAAGUUGUACAGAUCAGCUGUGGACCUUAUGACCUCCUUUGGGCAACUCUUUGGGAAGGGCAAGCCAUUGUGAGAGAAGGGAUUGACAGGAAUAACCCUCAAGGAAUUUCCUGGACUAUUGUGGAGUCUCCAAGCUCUGAAAAUGGGAUUAUGCAUGUCUCUGUGGGUGUUGAUGUGGUGUGGUGUGUUACAAAGGAUAGAAAAGUGUGGUUUAGAAGAGGAGUGAACUCACAUAAUCCUUGUGGAACAAGCUGGAUUGAAAUGGUUGGAGAAAUGAUGAUGGUAACUGUAGGCUUAAAUAACCAGGUCUGGGGAAUCGGCUGCGAUGACAGAGCAAUUUAUUUUCGGCAAGGUGUCACACCAAGUGAGCUCAGUGGGAAGACAUGGAAGGCAAUUGUAUCUGGCCGAGAGAGUGACAGAUCUCAGACCGGGAGCUCAACAAGUCUGCUCAGUGCUGGCUGUUUCUUUACUGAUGAUAUUCAGAAUCAAGCACACGCAAUCAUUCAGGGUGAUGCAGAUACUUCCUCUGAUACAGAGCUUCCAAGCGUACCUGUGAAUCUUGCCAACACUCCCCCGAUGGGAGCUGCAGCCAGCAGAAAUGGUAAUGGCACAGGCAACCAGACAACAGAAAUACAUGCAAGUUUGACUGUGGAUCCUCUGGACUCUGAUCAAGGAGAAGCCACCGAUACUACAACUAAUAAUGAGAAAGCUAAUCUUGAAAUGCAUAAAUCAUCUACAAACCCAAAUACUUCUGCAGAACUGCAGUGGACAAACAUUGACUUGAAGGAGGCCCAAAAGCAUCCAGUCCUUUCUGUCAGCAGCUUUGCAGACACAUCCAGCCUGUCUUCCCUUGGCAUAUUCUCAGUGGGAGCUGAAGAACAGUAUGGAGGCGAUGAGCACCCACUGUGGGCCUGGGUGUCUGGGGGAGGCUGUCUUGUAGAUUUGCACAGCCCAUUGAAGUGGUUCACUGUUCCAUCAGGUUUGUCAUCCUCUGUGCAAUCUCUAUCUCUGUCUAUCACUCCUGCACAGACAGCAGCGUGGCGAAAGCAGAUUUUUCAGCAGCUCAGUGAAAGGACAAAGCGGGAACUGGAGAAUUUUAGGCAUUACGAACAGGCUAUUGAGCAGUCGGUUUGGGUUAAAACUGGGACCUUGCAAUGGUGGAGGAAUUGGAAGCCUCAUAAAUGGAUGGAUGUUCGAGUUGCACUUGAGCAGUUCACUGGGAGCGAUGGAAUGCGCGACAGCAUCCUGUUCAUCUAUUACAUGUAUCAUGAGGAGAAAAAGUAUAUCCACGUGUUCCUGAAUGAAGUCACUAUUAUAGUUGAAGUUCUGAAUGAAGCCAAGCAUUCCUUUGCACUGUAUACACCUGAAAGGACGAAGCAGCGGUGGCCGAUCCGCCUAGCAGCCACAACAGAGCAAGAAAUGCAUGACUGGCUGUCUUUGCUGAACAUGUCCUGUUGUGAAAGCAGACGGAUUCAAGGCCCUCCUUCUCACCAUGCCAUUUGGUCAGUUACUUGUAAAGGAGACAUCUUUGUUAGUGAGCCAAGUCCUGAACUGGAGGCUGGACCACACCUGAUGCCGUGUGAUCAAAUGUUUUGGCGUCAAGUUGGAGGUCAUCUUCGACUGAUAGAGUGCAAUAACCGAGGCAUAGUGUGGGGCGUAGGGUACGAUCACACAGCCUGGGUUUAUACUGGUGGAUAUGGAGGUGGCUUCAUUCAAGGACUGGCCAGUAGUGCUGAUAACAUUUAUACGCAGUCAGAUGUGAAGUGUGUUUACAUUUAUGAGAACCAACGGUGGAACCCAGUCACUGGAUAUAGCAGCAGAGGUCUGCCCACAGACAGAUACAUGUGGAGUGAUGCAUCUGGCCUGCAGGAAUGUACAAAAAUCAAUACCAAGCCUCCUUCCCCUCAGUGGUCUUGGGUAUCCGAUUGGUAUAUUGAUUUCAAUGCUUCAGGCGGAACUGAUCGGGAAGGCUGGCAGUAUGCAGCAGACUUUCCAGCGUCCUACCAUGGUCACAAGACAAUGAAAGACUUUGUCCGACGGAGGCGCUGGGCAAGAAAAUGUAAGAUAGUCACCAACGGGCCAUGGCUGGAAGUGCCUCCUGUUACCCUGUGGGACAUCUCCAUAAUUCCCAGUUCAGAUGCAGAUGAUGAAGAAGCAGUAGCACUGUGGGCAAUCAGUGACAAAGGAGACGUGCUCUGCAGGCUUGGAGUGACACAGCAAAAUCCAGCUGGAACAUCCUGGCUUCAUGUGGGAACAGAUCAGCCCUUCAUUUCCAUCUCAAUUGGAGCAUUUUACCAAGUGUGGGCUAUUGCCAGAGAUGGUUCUGCCUUCUAUCGGGGUUCAGUGUCUCCAAAGAAACCUGCAGGUGACUGUUGGUACCAUAUUCCUUCACCUCAAAAACAAAAGUUAAAACAAGUCUCAGUAGGACGAACGUCUGUGUUUGUGUUGGAUAAAAAUGGCAAUCUUUGGUACCGGCAAGGUAUCACACCAAGCUACCCUCAAGGAUCUACUUGGGAUCCUGUUUCAAAUAAUAUCCGUAAAAUGUCUGUAGGGCCCCUGGACCAGGUCUGGGUGAUAGCUGACAAGGUGCAAGGAAGUCACAGUUUGAGCUGUGGGACCGUCUGCCAUCGGACUGGUGUUCAGCCAAUGGAACCUAAAGGCCUCUCAUGGGAUUAUGGUAUUGGGGGUGGAUGGGAGCACAUUACAGUCAGAGGAAAUGCAACUGAAGCAGCCAGGGUCGCUGUACCUGACGCUUCUGAGGAAAACCCUGCAGUAUCAAAGGAUUUAGAAGAUGAGGAGAGUAAAGGGAAAACAGAACAUUCUAAAACCCCUCUGAUGGUCAGUGAAAGUCAAGAACCGGACAGAAAUGCUGUUACUUGUUAAGUUGUUGCCAUCUACAUGUUGCAAACAAACAGUAGUCAGUAUAAUUUCAAAAGUAACUAAAUGUCUCUUGCCUGGAGAGAAAAACAUGACCUUUUUGUGCUACUAAUAUAUUUUACUGAACUGGAAUUUACAAUGGGGUAUUUUAAAUACUGAUUUCUUCUACUACAUCAGGUGUAAAAUGUGACUUGAUAGAGCUAAUAGUUUUGUCGAAGCAGGCAAGCUUUUUAGCCACAACAUAUUUCUGACCCUUUACCAUAGCUGCUACACAACCAUAGAAAUGUGAACAUUUUUGCAGAUGGUCACUGAAUUAACUUUUUUUUAAAUGAACAUUACAUUUCUUUCCUUCCCUACAUUUCUCUCACAGUCACACCCCUUGCACACUAUUCUUUAGAUUCAUAUUUGAGCAGAGGUGAAGAUGUCAUAUGAAUUUAAAUGAAUUACAGGCAAACAUAACUGGUCCUGGUUGAACAAGCAUUUAUACACGCACAUAACUCUGCUUACAGGAGUCCCGCUUAUAUAAGCAUGUAGUGUGGCUCGUGCUGUUCUUGCUCCCAUCAGUAAAAUUAGAUGCUGUGUUUGCUCACAAUGAGCAAUAUCUUAAUCAAGAAGCAGAACCACUGGUUUCAGCGAGGCUAUGUAGAGAGCAUGCUCCUACUCAGUCUAAGUGACAAAGUCUCAUUCCAAAUUGCUAGUCCAAAUGGUGGUGAAUGAUGUUUUGUCUCCAUCUUAACCAGAACCACAAGGGAGGUAUACAGAUGCCUACCUGAUGAGGUUGGAAGGCACCAGACACUUGAGGAGUUAGGCUGUGUGCCAGAUCACUGCAAAUAAGGCUUUCAUAGUGUAAAAGACAAGAGGAAGUCUUAAAUAAGAGUCUGACUUCACAGUGGUAGGAAUGCAAACCAACUUUACUGAUAUCAGCGGAGGUUGCCAACGUAUACUAAUGCAGGUUCAGAAUGAAGCUCUGUGCUUUAUUUUCAGUAAGUGAUUAAUUCAUCCUGUCUUUUAAAAGAAACUACUUCUUAUUCUCAAAAUAAGCUUUUUUCCCCUGUCUUACCGUAAUUUGGCUGUGAUGUGAAAUUGUUGUUUGAAAUUCUGUCCUUGAGAAGUGCUGAAAAAGCCUCUCCUGAUAGCUUCAGGAAGGUACCACGUUUUUCCCCUUGCAGCAGUUUACAAUCAUUUUUCCUCUGUGUGUGACUGUGUAUGGAAUUAUUUUUAUAUGAUGAGCAGUGUGGUGUGGUCUCAGUACUGUGUUUGUAGAAGUAAAGAUUAUGUUUGCACGUAUUUAAAGAAUAUAUUUGGUAUUUUAAUGCCAAGGAAAGCACUGUUUCCAAGUCCAAAUGUGAACGAAGAUUUAAGAUGCUUUACUGUUUAAAAAAAAGUUGGUCUUUCCAGUAUGUGAUUAGAGAUUUCUGGUUUCUACAUACAUUGUGGGAGUACCAUAAAUAACAUGUUUGCAUUAAUUACUGUAAUAGGUUUUGCAUAACUUGCACAGUAUCUUGUCCAAAUAAAAUAACUUUAUUACAUAUAUUUUUAGAGAACUAUUAGGAUUGUAUUUUCUGUGCUUCAUCUCAAAAGAUGUUUUGUUUUAAUAGUCAGUGUUUACAUAUCCAACAAUCAAACUGAUUUCAUACAAUAAGCUUUAUAAUGUACCUUUGCAUUUUCCCCUGCAUUGCCAAGUUUCACUUACUUUACUGUAAAAAGCUGGAUUUAAGUGAACAAAAGAUAAAUUAUAAGUUUUCUGUUUGAGUACUAAAUAUUUGCCUUCUGAAACUAUUAUUUAGAAAAUUAUUUAAUUUUAAAAAAUGUCACUGUUAUGACUAGUUAAAAUAAGGAAAAGUUACUUUAAAUUGAAACGAUUUUGAAAAAAUAAAAGUAAUUUAUCCCUUUUGACAUGUCCAAUAAAGCAGCACUUUGUAGCAAAGAACCA
This is a messenger RNA of Phalacrocorax carbo (great cormorant), 5686 nucleotides long. NCBI's taxonomy places the organism in Eukaryota, Metazoa, Chordata, Aves, Suliformes, Phalacrocoracidae. The record is from RefSeq and is a predicted model, not a curated record.